Messenger RNA from Eutrema salsugineum, 1015 nucleotides. RefSeq names its product peptidyl-prolyl cis-trans isomerase FKBP16-3, chloroplastic. Bases 141 to 809 code for a protein of 222 amino acids. NCBI's taxonomy places the organism in Eukaryota, Viridiplantae, Streptophyta, Magnoliopsida, Brassicales, Brassicaceae. Gene Ontology annotation, molecular function: peptidyl-prolyl cis-trans isomerase activity. The transcript is spliced from 7 exons. The record is from RefSeq and is a predicted model, not a curated record.
AUGGGCCAAAUCAGCAAGAACCGAACGCACAAACAAAACGAGAGAUUUCGUUAUCCACACUAAAGCUCGUUAGCUUCUUCUGCCAAAUUUUUGCAGAUCGUCAGCUUUUCUCUGACCGCUAAACCCAAAAAGAAAAGAAAAUGGCAGCUUCUUCACCGUUUCUCCUUCUACCAUUAGGUUCAGCAACUAGAAAUGGUCUAACCAUCAAGAAUCCAAAUACAUCAAGAUGUAUAGCUACAAGAGUCAUAGCUUCAGAGACAAGAGACAAAAGCUGUAAAAUCAAUAAUCUUUCUAGCCGUAGGGACGCAUUGCUACUGGUACUCGGCGUGUCAGGAUUGUCAAUGAACUCGCUUGCGGCUUAUGCAGCCGGUUUGCCUCCAGAGGAUAAACCGAGACUUUGUGAAGCCGAAUGCGAGAAAGAGCUUGAAAAUGUUCCAAUGGUAACCACAGAAUCAGGGCUUCAGUAUAAAGAUAUCAAAGUCGGUACAGGCCCGAGUCCCCCGGUUGGUUUUCAGGUUGCUGCUAAUUAUGUGGCUAUGGUUCCUUCAGGGCAAAUUUUCGACAGUUCUCUGGAGAAAGGUCUACCGUAUCUGUUUCGCGUUGGGUCUGGCCAGGUGAUCAAGGGACUUGAUGAAGGAAUCUUGAGCAUGAAAGCUGGUGGCAAACGCAGACUCUACAUUCCAGGGCCUUUGGCGUUUCCAAAGGGUCUAACCUCAGCUCCAGGGAGGCCGAGAGUUGCACCAAACAGUCCAGUGGUGUUUGAUGUGAGCUUAGAGUACAUACCAGGGCUCGAGUCAGACGAAGAGUGAAACUCUUUUUUUUAAGUGCAAACUAUUGUUUGCAAUACACAUCAUUUGUGAUGCUAUCUCAUUCUACUUUCAUAUUUCAUUGUAAAAAAAAAUUACCUCAGCUUUUCAGUUCCUUCACCAUUAGGCCCCAUCUUUCUUUUCACUUGCAAAUUUUUACUCUUGUUGAAAGAUGAUGAUUAUGAAUAUAUCAAAUUAUUAAUCAAGCC